Saxophila tyrrhenica is the source of this 2625-nucleotide messenger RNA. RefSeq lists its product as uncharacterized. The transcript has a single exon. NCBI's taxonomy places the organism in Eukaryota, Fungi, Ascomycota, Dothideomycetes, Mycosphaerellales, Extremaceae. Bases 1 to 2625 code for a protein of 874 amino acids. The record is from RefSeq and is a predicted model, not a curated record.
AUGGCCUUCACCGAUCUCGACAUCGCAGCAGCGCCGCUCACUGACAUGGUCGUCUUGACCGGACUGGACUAUUCGAUGCGUCCGUCAAAUGUCCGUAUGGAGGCCGAGAAGGGAUGGAUCAAACCGUUCCCGGAGAUCAAGGUCAUGCACCAAAUCAAGUCACUGGCCGUCGUGGUCUACAACCAGGAAAAGCUGGCAUCUUACUAUCACGGCAACGUCUGCGAUGGCCGUAACGCACUCGCAUACUUCAUCUGCGCCAUGCACCGCCAGAGCGCUCCUCAGCCACAGACUCACACCCGCCAAGGCUCUGUCGUCAGCAACAGUUCCCACUCCAGCUCCAACUCGUGCAAGUCCACCGGGCGCACCAAGAAUUGCGAACUGCCGAAACUUGUCACGACCUCCAUGCUUCCCAUCGGGUACUGGGACAGCCUCUACUAUGCGCUUGUCGCCGAAAUCCGUACGCUGUACAACGACCUCCAGCAGCGCUUCGGCUUCGGCUGCGAGAAUGGCACAACUCCUCUUCACUACCUUGGCCAGGAUGGCAAGACGAACCAGCCGUUCACCGCUAUCGACUUUGCCCUGAUGCUCGAGAGUGCGUGGUACACGCUCAUGGACAACCGUCUCGUCGCCACACUCGAUGACGCAGUACGCAUGAGGAGGAUGCGUGAGAAUUAUGCGAAGCAAGAAGUCAACGGCAUAAACGUUCUUCAGCUCAACAAAAGAUAUGCGCCAGACAGACCACCGAUUAUGUACGGCUUGAUGGACGUCAACGACCUGUCGCCAGAAAUCAUCAACACUUUGCUGUGGGACAAGCAUGCGCCCGAGGUGGAUGCUGCAUGUUGCGAGAACUUCGAAGACGAAUCCAUGAUGACCGCACUCCGCGCCGAGCUACACCAGCAGCAGAUGGAGGAGAGUCUUGCUACCGUCACCCCACUGCCGAGCUCAAUGACUUGCACAUGCCACGCCACCUGCGUCUGCAAGCUGAAGUGCGACGAAAGCGGCAAUGGCUGCACCUGUCAAAACCGCGUGCAUCUGUACUCCAAGGUCCCUCUGAAGGACAAUGAGCAAAUCUCCGCCGCGAGAUACAUCAAGGAAGACGAAACCAUUCCGAACCGCUUCAUCGGUGCCAAUCCCACUGGCGUGGCUCAGUUGCAGAUCACGGCAACGGCAUAUCCCAGCUUGACGGCGAACGGCGAGCUUAACAAUACCAUCGGAGAGCCACGUACUGAAUCAACCCACCCCGAGCCGCGAGAGAACACAUUCCGCUUCCCCAGCAGAGCUCGCGCAAACACCGUCGAAAGCGACCUGGCCUAUGUACCAGAAGCUCGCCCAUCGCAGCGCCGCACGAAGGACACCUGCCCACUAGGCUUCUACGGUCGCCAGUCAGGACAACGCUUCCCCAACCUGCGCCCACAGUCGUCUGUCUCCCCGCUAGACGAAUACGGAUACUAUGGCGUCGAGCAAGGCACCGGCAAGCGCAUCGCCCGCAAGCCAGUGCCAAUGUCCAUCGCCCCGCCACCACCACCUCCUCUGUCCGCUCACACACCCCCGUACUCCCGGCUGGACCUGACACCGCCGAAGAGCAGUCCUUACGACCAGCUCGCCUUCUCUAACCAGGCGUACUACCCGCCCAUUCCGCCGUCCCAGAGCGAGGGCUUGUUCGAUCAGAGCUUCCAGACAACGUCCGAUACGAACGAUUUGUACGCGACCACAGACUCCUCUUUUGAGCAGCAGCACCAAUCCUACCAGCAGGCUUUCUCACCGUUCGAUGAUCGACAGCCGGUUACGCAGAGCUUCCCGCAGUCAUACAACACGGUCACCUCGUACAAUGCCACCGACUACGCCCUCAAGCAAAAGUCCAUAUCCUUCGACCAAGCCAACGCUGCCGACGCCUACACCUCCCUCCUGUCCCACCACCCAUCCACCACUGAAGGUCCCCUAGAGCCCUUCCCCCGCCUCAGCCGAGUCAUCACCACAAGCCCAAGCAAGAAAGAGCAAGACCUCCAGCAGCAAUCUCAGCAAAAGGGCCGCUCAACCACCCUCACCAACACCCUCCCAACCCUCAAAUCCUUCUCCGGCUCCAAGCACAUCCCCAAGAAAUCCCUCGACAAAGACCUCCCGCCGAUGCCGCAACCGGACUUCAUCGCUCCCCGCCCAGCGGUGAAGCAACGCUACGUCUCCGCCGGCGGCUUCGCCAAGUUGGCCGACCGUGUGGAGAUCGAGGCGCCGACGCGGGAGUCGCUCGGUGCGGCGCCGGUGCCCGUGACGCAGCAGCGGGCCAGCAGCGGCGCGUACUGGUCUAAAGAGGAACUGGACGAGAAGUUGGCGAGGCUGGAGUGGAUCCGGCAGAACUGCGGCGGGGCUGCCUUGGGCCAUCCGACGACUUCUGGGGUUGCUACGCCGGGGAGACGGAGCGAUGAGAAUGAGCGCUCUGGGCGAGGGAGUGAGGAGAGGAAGAGAAAGAGCAGUGGGUCUGAGAGGAAGAGGGUUAGCGGGGAGAAGGAGAAGAAGGAUCGCACGAGCAGUGGAGCGAGUAAGCGGGAGAGGUUCAAGAGGGUGUUUUCGCGGAAGGGGAGUGGGAGUGAGGGAGAUAAGGGGAUAUUGCUUGAGGAUGAGCAGCAGUGA